AUGAGACUUUGGGUCUUGGUAAUUCCAGCAAUUCUCAUACCUUCCACAUCAGCUACAUUUAGCAAAUCAUCUUGGGGCCUGGAAAAUGAGGCUUUAAUUGUGAGAUGUCCCAGACAAGAAAAAUCUCGGUACCCUGUGGUCUGGUAUUACUCAAAAACCAACAAACAUAUUACCACCCAGAGAAGAAGUCGUGUAGUUGCCUCAGGGGAACGUCUUAAGUUUCUCCCAGCCAAAGUCAAUGAUUCCGGAUUUUAUACUUGCAUUAUCAGAAGUCCUACCUCCAAUAAGACUGGAUAUGUGAAUGUCACCAUUUAUAAAAAACAACCAGGUUGUGAUAUUCCAGACUUUCUGAUAUAUUCAACAACAUCUGGAUCAGAAAGAAAUUCCAAAAUAUAUUGUCCUACAAUUGACCUCUACAAUUGGACAGCGCCUGUGGAGUGGUUUAAGGUAAAAGGAAACGUGCAGGAAAUAGAUGAAAAUCACACCAUCAGAAUAGGUGGAAGUAAAGAAUUACUGAAAGUGGACUGGAACUUUUCAUUUCAGAAUUGUGAAGUUCUUCAAGGACCCAGGUACCGAGCACACAAGUCAUUUUUGCUGAUUGACCGUGCAAACAGCAAGGACACUGGUGAUUAUACAUGUAAAUUUAUGCACAAUGAAAAUGGAGUCAAUUAUACUGUGACUGCAACCAGGUCAUUCACAGUUAUUGAUAAGCAAAGCUUUUCUUUGCUUCCAGUAAUUAUAGCCCCUCCACAGAAUGAAACAAAGGAAGUGGAAAUUGGAAAACCAGCAAACCUAAGGUGCUCUGCUUGCUUUGGGAAAGGCUCUCAGACCAUGGCUGACAUCCUGUGGCAGGUUAACGGAAGCAACGUUGAGAACUUCGGUGAAGCAAGAAUGCAAGUGUUGCAAGAGCAAACUCAAAGUUCUCGCAGCAAGCUGACUUGCCUAAACGCCGUGUUAAGAAUAGCGGAUGUAAAGGAAGAGGAUUUCUCACUGAAGUACGACUGUCUGGCCAUGAAUUUCCGUGGCCUGAUCACGCACACCGUAAGACUAAGGAGGAAAAAUCCAAUGGAUCAACAAAGCACCUACUACGUGCUUGCAGGAUUUAGCAUAUUAUUCUUGCUAAUCAAUGUCUCGGUGGUAAUUCUAAAAGCAUUCUGGAUUGAGAUUAUUCUGCUCUGGAGAGACAUAGCUAGACCUCACAAAACUAGGAACGAUGGGAAGAUCUAUGAUGCUUACGUGAUCUAUCCACGGAACUGUAAAAACAGUCCAGAGGGGGCCAGCUCUGUGGAGUACUUUGUUCACCAGAUUCUGCCUGACGUUCUUGAAAAUAAAUGUGGCUACGACUUGUACAUUUAUGGGAGAGAUCUGCUCCCUGGAGAAGGUAAAACUGUCAACAACCAUCAGGGACAGAAAUUCACAUUCAUCAGAAGGAUAAGUAAUAGGUGGUCUUAUCCCUGCCAUCAUCAGGAGCUGCAAUUAUUAUUCCAGGUCAUAAGACUAGAGCUUUUCAAUAUUUCUCCAGGAGAAGGAGACGUAGCUACCACAGUGGAAACCAGCAUUCAGAAGAGCAGGCGGCACAUCUUCAUCCUGACCCCUGAGGUCACGCACAGCAAGGAGUGUGCCUACGAGUGGGAGAUCGCCUUGCACAACACCCUCAUCCGGAACGACUCCAAGGCCAUCCUGAUUGAAAUGGAGGCUCUGUGCCCGCCCAGCGGACUGCAGUUUGGGGAGCUUCAGGACUCCCUCAAGCAUCUUGUCAAAGUGCAGGGGACCAUCAAGUGGAGGGAGGACCUCGUGGCCAACAAACAGUCUCUGAAUUCCAAGUUCUGGAAGCACAUAAGGUACCACAUGCCGGUGCCAAGCCGACUUCCAAGAAAGACUCCCCGCUCGGCAUCCUCGAGCGCCCAGGGGCAGCAGUGCUUGCUUUGA
Messenger RNA from Globicephala melas (long-finned pilot whale), 1929 nucleotides. The record is from RefSeq and is a predicted model, not a curated record. Lineage: Eukaryota; Metazoa; Chordata; Mammalia; Artiodactyla; Delphinidae.